Durusdinium trenchii is the source of this 588-nucleotide messenger RNA. The record is from the annotation of a GenBank genome assembly. NCBI's taxonomy places the organism in Eukaryota, Dinophyceae, Suessiales, Symbiodiniaceae.
AUGAGCGAUCAUGUGGAGCACACUUCGUCGUCCUCCUCGAGCACCACUCGAUGGGUGCAGAAGUUGAACAAGACCUGGAAACGCCAAGACGAGGACAACGAGGAACAGAGCGGCGCAUCAGGCAGUGGCAGCGCUCAAUGUACCGACGGUGCGCCCAGCCAAGGCGAUGGGCUGCGGCUCCCCCUGUCAGCAGCCGGAUCGGUCAGAGGAGAUGUGGAGUCAGAAGAGGUCUCUCCGCACACGGCUGGCACGUGUGAUCCAUGUGUCUACUUUAACUCUGGCCGUGGCUGCUCCAAAGGAGAUGCUUGCAUCUAUUGCCACCUCCCACAUCCCAGCUCGAGUGUCUCGGGACAACAUCGUCCACGAAAGCUAACUCGGGACAAGAUCAAAGAGCGAAUCGAGCGGUGCUUUGAGGAGGAAUCGGAGGAGACGCUGCACGAUGCCUUGCAGAGAGAAGCACGUAAACAUGAUUAUGCUCGUGUGAUCCUGCAGGGCUACUUCCCAUCCGCCGGACAAGAGGGUGUUUUAGAACCUGGUGAGGUGACGCGUGUGACCCGGACUGAGGGCAACCAGCACACCCCCGACUGA